CCAGUCACUUGGUUCACAGCGCGCCGCCAGAAGACUCGGCACCGCAGCGGAGAACGGACGCACCGGCCGCCCCUGCCUAAUCGUCAUUGUUUUAUUCCUAAUCAAAACAAUAUCAUGCAACUGAGAAGAAGCUAUUGCGCGCUGCUCGCCAGCUUAGCGUGCUUCUCAGUGGCGCACGUCAGUGCCAAGGAGGAAAAACUCAAAGUUGAGACUGUGUCCGUACCUGAUGGCUGCACCACCAAGUCCAAGUCGGGCGACAUGCUCACCAUGCACUACACGGGCACCCUCAACGACGGUACCAAAUUCGACUCCAGCCACGACCGUGAUCAACCAUUCACAUUCCAGCUUGGUGUGGGUCAAGUGAUCAAGGGCUGGGACCAAGGUCUGACCGACAUGUGCGUCGGCGAGGUCCGCAAACUGACCAUUCCUCCCAGCCUGGGCUACGGCGAUCGUGGAGCCGGAAGCGUCAUCCCUGGAGGUGCUACUCUGAACUUUGAAGUGGAGCUCAUCAGCCUGGGUGACUCGCCACCACCUGUCAACGUUUUCAAAGAGAUCGACGAGAACAAGGACAAACAGUUGUCGAGGGAGGAGGUGAGGCAAAUGGUUAGCAGCUAUUUGAAGAAGCAAGUUGCUGAGCAGGAGGGAGGAGAAAUCAGCGAGGAUGUCAAGAAAAUGAUGCAGGACCAGGACAAGUUGGUCGAAGAGAUUUUCCAGCAUGAGGAUAAGGACAAGAACGGAUUCAUUUCUCAUGAUGAGUUCUCUGGUCCUAAACACGAUGAGUUGUAAAAUGACUGAAAUUUGUUUUCACUCAAGUUUAAUUUUGGGCUCUCGUUGUAUCAAAUGGCUCAUAAGUUCAAAAGACAUUGUUGUACGAAUACCUAAUUUAAAAAUAAAAUGUUUGAUCAGCCCUUUCUUUAUGUUGAUUACAGUAAAAGUGUAUUUCAAAUUUUUAAUGACUGCACUCUAAUAAUUUGCAAAAAUUGGUUCCAACUCAAUCACUCGUCACAGCAUAUCAUGAAAUUUGCAUGCAGUUGCUAAAAUAUCUUUUUGCAAUUGUGAACAAAAAUUAAUUAGUACGAAAAUUGAUGUAAGGAAAAAACGCAUCGUAGAAGGGUAAACAUUAUGUGUGUACUUCCUGUUUGGAAUGUAAUAAUUAAAGCUGAAACACGAAACUUAUCCUGCUCAUUGAGUAUACCACUGUGAAUUUAGAAGCAUUGAUGACUUGAAUGUUCAUAGUGUACGGAAAUUUUUUGUAAAGCUAUAUUAAACUAAGUUUUUCAUAAAAAAA
Molecule: messenger RNA, 1288 nt
Organism: Neocloeon triangulifer
Lineage: Eukaryota; Metazoa; Arthropoda; Insecta; Ephemeroptera; Baetidae
Gene: Fkbp14
Product: FK506-binding protein 2
Exons: 4
Coding region: 115-786 (223 amino acids)
Molecular function (GO): peptidyl-prolyl cis-trans isomerase activity; calcium ion binding
Source: RefSeq, a predicted model, not a curated record